AUUCAAACACACGUUGAGUUCAGCGCUUCACCGGUUCUGUUUACAAGUACACAAGAAUGAAUUCGGCACAUUAAACAGGACAAACAUUUCCGAGAUUGGAAAGCAGUGUGAGUGGUAAAAAGAUGCCUGUGCCAGUCUGGCGUUGGCAUCUACUGUCUCUUUGGACACUUGCCAGUGUGUGUUUUCCUCAGAGGAAUGGGCCGAACACUGUUGAUUUCUCAGGCACUUUUGGAAACACCCUGCCAUCCCUCAGUCGCCCGGCAAAUGCCAGUCAGAUCUUCUAUGGCAUCAUGUUUGAUGCGGGCAGCACGGGCACUCGCAUUCAUGUCUACACCUUCAUACAGAGAGAACCAGGUGGUUUGCCGGUGUUGGAUAAUGAAAUGUUUCAGUCUAUGAAGCCGGGUUUAUCUGCCUAUGCUGAUGUACCUGAGAUUGCUGGUCACACAGUCCGGCAGUUACUGCGAGUGGCUCAGAAGACGGUUCCUCCGGUGGAGUGGAAGAGAACUCCCGUGGUCCUGAGAGCCACAGCGGGACUGAGACUGCUGCCGCCCGCUAAAGCUCACGCGCUUCUGGAGGAGGUUCAAGACGUAUUUGACGAAUCCCCAUUUUAUGUCCCCGCUGACAGUGUCAGUAUCAUGAACGGCGUUAAUGAAGGUGUUCUUGCCUGGGUGACAGUCAACUUUCUUGCAGGUCACCUUUACCCCAACACACAGAAGACGGUCGGCAUUCUGGAUCUGGGAGGAGGAUCGACGCAAAUCACCUUCCUACCAAAGUCAAAGAAAACGAUUGAGAGUGCGCCUGCUGAUUAUAUCGCAAGAUUCGACAUGUUUAACUCUACUUAUGAACUCUAUACACACAGUUACCUUGGAAACGGCAUCAAAGCUGCUCGAGUGUCAGCGCUCGGAGCUUCGGCCUCACAGGGUCUGGAGAGGAAAGUUUUCAAAAGCUCUUGUUUACCCAAAAAAUAUAAAGGGGAGUUCAGUUUUGGAGGAGUAACUUAUGACGUCAGUGGAAGCACACAAGGUGAGACGGGAUUCAAGACGUGUUAUCAGGAAAUGCUGAAGGUGGUGAGGGGCAUCAAACAGCCGCAGGAACUGAAAGAUAGCGCCGGUUUCUACGCCUUCUCUUAUUAUUAUGAUCACGCUGUGGAGGCCGGCCUCGUCCAUGAAUCCAGAGGAGGUGCGGUGAAGAUCAGAGACUUUAGGAAAAGAGCUAAAGAGGUGUGCAACAAAACCCCUAAACACAAUCCAGUCAACCACUUCCUGUGUAUGGACCUCACAUACAUCACCUGUCUGCUCAAAGAUGGGUUUGGGUUUAAAGAAAGCACUGUUCUGGAGUUAACCAAGAAGGUGAAGAACGUGGAAACCAGCUGGGCUUUAGGAGCUACAAUCAACUACUUCCAGAAGUUCAAGAUUCACUAGAAAAACAUCCAGAACCAGCUGCGUGUUGCACAGAAGCGUCACAUUUCACCCCAAAAUCAAACAAUAAUGUUUACACGAAGACCAUGAAGCGCAUAUUCCACCAUAUUCUUUCAACCAUUUGUCCAGGGGUUUUAUUUCUUUUUAUUCUCAUUUUAAAGGAGAGCUAUUAUGCCCCUCUUUACAGUAUGUAAUAAAAGUCUCAGGUGUCCCCAGAAUGUGUGUGAAGUUUCAGCUCAUAAUACCCCAGGGAUCAUUUAUUAUAUCAUGUUAUAAACACCUCUUUUUGGGUGGAAUCAAAAACACGCUAAUAUCGUGUGUGUCUCUUUAAAUGCAAAUGAGCUGCUGCUACUCCCCGCCCCCGACAUGGAUCAGGCUGCAUUAGUCAUGGAAUCAGCUAACAAGCACAUUCGGAGCGGUGAUUUACAAACGUCCUGUUUUAUAUUGACACUCAUUAAUAUAGCAGACAUGUGUAAAAUGAUUUACACAAACACACACGGAUUUUUUGUAUGUUUUGGGGAACAUUUGCUUCAAAAACUAAACUUGUCCGCUGCGUCUUCAGCGACUCUGAUGCGGGAGUACAUGAAGACUCUUAUGAACACUUAUGAGACAUUAUUCUUCUCACUGUAUCUGCUCCAGGACUGUGUGUACAUCACUCAGGGGAGGAGCUAUCAUAAUAGGGCGGAGUCAGUCACCAGUCGUGGGCAGGGCCUGAUCUAACGUGACGUCACUUUACAGCAGAAAGGAAAAGCGUUCAUUCUGACACACUGUUUAUGAUGAAUAGAAAUAUAAGAAAGACUUUUAUCAUUAUAGGGAGGUUGUGUACACACACACACACUCUCUCUCGCACACACACUCGCAUGCGCACACACUCUCUCUCGCACACACUCUCUCUCGCACACACACUCGCAUGCGCACACACUCUCUCUCGCACACACUCAAUGAACAAUAUAUUUUCUUACAGUUAUUAAUCAUUGUUCAUAGUGCAUUCAGUAAUGUUAACAAAUGCAACUUUUGAUUUAAAAAUCUAUUAGUAUGUCCAAAUUAACAUUAAUCAAGAUUUAUAAACGCUGUUCAUUGUUAUGUCGUUAACUAAAGAUAGAAAAAUAUAUAUUUUUCACAUUGUAUUAAUAGGAAUGUUUCGUGUAGUUUGUUCCGCAGGGCUUUGAAACGGGCUUCAUGACUCAGUAAAAUACAUUUAUUGUUCCUCUUGAUAUUGGGGUGAAAUAUGAGCUGGACCGUCCCGACAGGUCUGGACUGGUCUGAUGCUGCAUACACCGCACUAUGACAGAAGCUUCUCGUUUCAGUUGUCAAUACUGAACAUUUGUAAUGAGGUUGUGAAAGCUCUUAAAAUCAUAUUAUGUUGUCUUGUUAGGAAGAUGCAUUUCCAUCUGCAGAGCGCUUGUCCUUCUCAGAUGACAGGUCAAUACUGCAGCACAAGAGCUGUGAACGGACCAUUCGCAACAUCUCUCCGAGUCGUCAUUACGACGUGUUGUAGUCUGAGAGCGACUGAUAUCACAUUACUUUUGUCUUAGAUCUCAUUAAAUAUGUUUUGAUGCGUCAUGUCUGUUCACUGUAAAAACCUCAUAACAGUAAAUGACCUGCGAGUGUGUUUCCUAAAAUACUUGUUUCUAAAAAGAAUUGUUAGAAUGAACCAGAUCAAGAGAAAGAUUCGUUCAUGAGUCGACAUUAUUCUUUUUCUUCCUACUCCACAAUUCCCAAUGCGCUCUAAGUCCUCGUGGUGGCGUAGCAACUCAAUCCGGGUGGCGGAGGACGAAUCUCAGUUGCCUCCGCGUCUGAGACCGUCAAUCCGCGCAUCUUAUCACGCGACUUGUUGAGCGUGUUACCGUGGAGACGUAGCGCAUGUGGAGGCUUCACGCUAUUCUCCACGGCAUCCACGCACAACUCACCACACGCCCCACCGAGAGCGAGAACCACAUUAUAGUGACCACGAGGAGGUUACCCCAUGUGACUCUACCCUCCCUAGCAACCGGUCCAAUUUGGUUACCCCAUGUGACUCUACACUCCCUAGCAACCGGCCAAUUUGGUUACCCCAUGUGACUCUACACUCCCUAGCAACCGGGCCAAUUUGGUUACCCCAUGUGACUCUACACUCCCUAGCAACCGGGCCAAUUUGGUUACCCCAUGUGACUCUACCCUCCCUAGCAACCGGGCCAAUUUGAUUACCCCAUGUGACUCUACCCUCCCUAGCAACCGGGCCAAUUUGGUUACCCCAUGUGACUCUACCCUCCCUAGCAACCGGGCCAAUUUGGUUACCCCAUGUGACUCUACCCUCCCUAGCAACCGGGCCAAUUUGGUUACCCCAUGUGACUCUACCCUCCCUAGCAACCGGCCCAAUUUGUUUACCCCAUGUGACUCUACCCUCCCUAGCAACCGGGCCAAUUUGGUUACCCUAUGUGACUCUACCCUCCCUAGCAACCGGGACAAUUUGGUUACCCCAUGUGACUUUACCCUCCCUAGCAACCGGGCCAAUUUGGUUACCCCAUGUGACUCUACCCUCCCUAGCAACCGGGCCAAUUUGGUUACCCCAUGUGACUCUACCCUCCCUAGCAACCGGCCCAAUUUGUUUACCCCAUGUGACUCUACCCUCCCUAGCAACCGGCCCAAUUUGGUUACCCCAUGUGACUCUACCCUCCCUAGCAACCGGGCCAAUUUGGUUACCCCAUGUGACUCUACCCACCCUAGCAACCGGGCCAAUUUGGUUACCCCAUGUGACUCUACCCUCCCUAGCAACCGGGACAAUUUGGUUACCCCAUGUGACUCUACCCUCCGUAGCAACUGGGACAAUUUGGUUACCCCAUGUGACUAUACCCUCCCUAGCAACCGGCCCAAUUUGGUUGCUAUGGAGACCUGGCUGGAGUCACUCAGCACGCCCUGGAUUCAAACUCGUGACUCCAGGUGUGGAUACUCAGACCCCGAUCCUGCCAAUUAUUAAAUAAUGCUUUUUAAUUUGCUGAUAAAUAAGAACAGACUAGUAUGAAUUAUUGCGCUAGUCCGACUGAACUCUUGAAAGUGUUGAAGCCACAGACAUGUAGUCUACCCUGUUUUGAAAGAGAAAUGCGUGAAAUUUUGGGAAACUUUCUCAGAGAAGGGGCACGUUCUGAUUGACCCACUGAUCGUUUAGUACAUUAGCAUUUAUAAUUAGCGCUACAAUAAAAUGGGUAUAGCUGUAAUGUACAAUUUAAGGACACUAUGGUGCAUUUCAGAUUAUUUUAAUAACUAAUAAAAAAUCUGUUUUUUUUGUACAGCUGAUAAAUGCUUUCUGAUGAAGUAUGUUCAGCCCUCAUUUGGAGCUGUAGGUCAAUAGGUCAUAUUAUCUGUGUGUUUACAAGUGCAUGUUUUAUUAAUGUAAAAGCACACACAAUAUUAACAGGAUCAACACACUCCUCACAGUUCUGCUAAACUACAUGUGAAACAUAUAAACAGUGUUUGUGGUUAUUACCUUAUUGUACUUUCACAACUGUAAGACUUGAUGACAAACACUUUCAUACACAAAACAACAUUUUCUUACAAAAGACAAGAAUAAAAAUAUCAGUAAAAGCAACAUGAAGACGUAAAAGUGGCUGCCUGAGUCAGAGAAUGUUCCAGAAUCGAGGGGGUGUUUAAAUAUGUACCAGAAUGAGACUUUUGACUUUAUUUGUAUUUGUUUUGACAGUCGACUGACUCCAAUCUUAAACUGGCUUUCCACGUUUCAAACGAAACCUGUUCUGACUCGAACAUGCUGCAUUUUACCAGCAAAUUACCAGCAAUAAAUCAAUGCUGCAUUAACCGUGGCUGUUACAGAAGCAAACAAUGAAAUUAAAAAACGUUCUUAACCUGACGAUCAUGCCUUAUUUUAUUAGUGGACUAAAAAUAGUGCAGAACGGUAACUUAGCUUUCAAGUUUCUGGGUUUAAUUGGAAAUAAGUGUAUCCCCGAUUUCUAUGUGGCCUCAGACGUUUGGACUCCAGACGUACAUGUGACAUCAAGACGCAGUCAGGAAAUAUUAAAUGACAUUUUCAGAGGGCACCUCGAACACUUAAAGUGGACUUCAGGAGAACGACGUGCUAUUGUGGUGAUGGAUGAUCUGCCACCGAGCGUUUGAGUUCAUUCACAUCUGAUCAAAGUGAGGCGAGACGACAGCUGCCGAUGCUACAGCAGAGAAUCAUCUAUACGCUACCGGAAGAGUCUUUGAAGCUGCGUACACAAGCUGCGUACACACUGCCAGCGACAUCGCACGCGCGACUCCAUCCCAUUCAUUUUCAAUGAGAGCACAGCGACUUCCGGCGACACGAGCUGUCGCGACCGUUGGCGACUAGAUGUGGGCGUGUCCAGCGACGCGACAAAGUUGAGACAAGUUCAACUUUAUUCAAAUGAAGAGCGACUAACGGAAGCGACAGCCAAUAAGAGAGCUCACGUGAUCCCUCUCUCUCUCUCUCUCUCUCUCUCUCUCUCUCUCUCUCUCUCUCUCUCUCUCUCUCUCUCUCUCUCUCUCUCUCUCUCUCUCUCUCUCUCUCUCUCUCUCUCUCUCUCUCUCUCA
Molecule: messenger RNA, 5957 nt
Organism: Xyrauchen texanus (razorback sucker)
Lineage: Eukaryota; Metazoa; Chordata; Actinopteri; Cypriniformes; Catostomidae
Product: ectonucleoside triphosphate diphosphohydrolase 5-like
Exons: 14
Coding region: 123-1421 (432 amino acids)
Biological process (GO): nucleoside diphosphate catabolic process
Cellular component (GO): membrane
Molecular function (GO): GDP phosphatase activity; UDP phosphatase activity
Source: RefSeq, a predicted model, not a curated record